Messenger RNA from Cylicostephanus goldi, 278 nucleotides. The record is from the annotation of a GenBank genome assembly. NCBI's taxonomy places the organism in Eukaryota, Metazoa, Nematoda, Chromadorea, Rhabditida, Strongylidae.
UGAUCAUUAGAGCAUUUCUAGGUGAUCUAGGAUUUGUGGACGAUGAUGGAUAUUUGUUCAUAGUAGACCGUCUGAAAGAGCUUAUCAAAGUUAAAGGAUUUCAGGUACCUCCAGCUGAAUUGGAAAAUGUCUUACUCGAGCAUCCGUUAAUCCAGGAUGCUGCAGUGAUUGGGGUUCAAAAUGCGGAAGGAGAGGAAUUUCCGAAAGCUUUUGUAGUUAGCUGCUCAGACACCCUGACAGAGGAUGAUGUGAAAGCAUUUGUAAGAGGCAGGCUUUGA